Lodderomyces parapsilosis is the source of this 819-nucleotide messenger RNA. Its product is annotated as glutathione-disulfide reductase. Gene Ontology annotation, molecular function: glutathione disulfide oxidoreductase activity. Gene Ontology annotation, cellular component: Golgi lumen; cytoplasm; cis-Golgi network. Lineage: Eukaryota; Fungi; Ascomycota; Pichiomycetes; Serinales; Debaryomycetaceae. Gene Ontology annotation, biological process: cellular response to oxidative stress. The transcript has a single exon. The record is from RefSeq and is a predicted model, not a curated record. Bases 1 to 819 code for a protein of 272 amino acids.
AUGGCUGGUGUUAGACACUUACGAAUCAUUGGAUUGACGGCAUUCGUCUUGAUUUUAAUUGUGGUACUACACCAAACUGGUCGUCAUGCGGCAUCGUUAGUAUUUGCUCAAGCAUCAGAUCAAAUUGCUAAUAAACAUCGGGCAAAGUCCAACAAUGGGGCACAAGCAGUUUCAGGAGGUGCUCGUGUUGGUACUCAUGGCAAUGGUGAUAAUCCAGUUGUGGUUUCUAAUAAUUUAGUUGAUCUGAACAAUGAUGAAAAGACUGAUGACGCCAUCAAUCAAGAAAUAUCCAAGGAUCAAAGUGAAGAAGGAAUCAAGAAGAAGCCCAAUGAGGAUGUGCAAGGGAAAGAAAAUGGAGCUGGUGUAGGUGCAGGAGCAGGAGCAGUAGGUGGAGUGAAUGGUGACAGUUCUGGUUCUGGUUCUUCUGAUGUGACAACUAAUGAAAAAGGUGAAUAUGACCCACAAGCUGAUUUAAUCAAAAUCAGAUCGCUUUCACCUAUGACGAUAUUUUCCAAAAGUUAUUGUCCAUAUUCAAAACAAUUGAAGAAGCUUUUGUUGGACAAGUAUGAAAUCAUCCCCACGCCAAACAUUGUUGAGUUGGAUCUACAUGAAAAUGGUGAUGACUUGCAACAGUUUCUUUAUGAAAAAAGUGGUAGAAGAACCGUGCCCAAUGUAUUGGUUGGUUCGUCUUUUGAAAGUAGAGGUGGAUCUGAUGAUUUUGGUGAGUAUCAUAAAAAGAAUCAAGUUAUUAAGUUAUUAACUGAUUGGGGUAAUGGUAGAUUACAAGUGAGUAAAAAAGAUACUCCAUCAAAUGCAUAA